AUGGGGCACGACGAAAUUCAUCAAGAUGAUGCUGCCGUGGAGGCUGGAGAAGUCUCCCGGCAGCGAUCGCUUCCAUAUCGGAUCUACACGCACUCGUGGUUCCAGAUCACCCUCAUUAGCUUCAUCUGCUUCUGUUGCCCAGGGAUGUACAACGCUCUCUCUGGCUUGGGAGGCUCCGGACAGGUUGACCCUACAGUUGCCGCGAACGCCACAGUAGCCUUGCUGGCUGCGACUGCUGCUACGGCUUUAUUUGUCGUUGGACCAAUCUUUGAUCGAGUCGGACCUCGAGUAUGCUUGCUGAUCGGAGGAUGGACUUACUCCUUGUACUCGGGCAGUCUACUAUGCUUCAGCCAUACCGCCAACGGAGCGUUUGUCAUCGCCGCCGGCGCCAUUCUCGGUAUCGGAGCGUCCUUUCUUUGGGUGGCUCAAGGCGCGAUCAUGACGACGUACGUACCUGAAUCCCAAAAAGGCCGGGCCAUUGCCGCAUUCUGGAUCAUCUUCAACCUAGGCGGCGGCGUGGGCUCCCUCGCCAGCUUCGGUCUCAACUACCACUCGCACAGCGGAACGGUCACGGACGGAACCUACAUCGCCCUGCUGAUAAUCAUGGUCAUCGGCUGGCUGCUAGGUGCCCUGAUCUGCCCGCCGGCUUCCGUCCGCGUGCAAGGACUGCAGCCCACGCCCGAGACGGAGACGAACUGGCACCGAACCGCCAAACUGACGGUCCAGACACUGACCGACUGGCGCGUUCUCUGCAUGAUUCCCAUGUUCUUCUGCGCCAACGUCUUCUACUCGUACCAGCAGAACAUCGUCAACGGGAUGACCUUCAACAUCCGCACGCGGUCCCUCAACGGGGCGCUGUACUGGAUGGCACAGAUGCUGGGCGGCCUUAUCAUCGGACUGAUUCUCGAUAUGCCGCGGGUGAACCGCCAGAACCGGGCCAGAGUGGGCUGGCUCUUCCUCUUCGUGACGGGGAUGGCCAUCUGGGGCGGGGGGUAUGCGUUCCAGAAAUGGUAUGACCGGCGCAGGGCACAUGGCCACAAGCAGGACAUCGACUACACGCAGAGCUCGCUAGCAACUGGUCCGAUCUUCUUGUAUAUCUUCUACGGAGCGUACGAUGCCUUUUGGCAGGGAUUCUGCUACUGGCUUAUGGGAGCUCGGUCGAAUUCGCCCGCCGUAGCGGCCAUUCUGGUCGGUGCGUACAAGACGUUCCAGGCGACCGGGGGUGCAAUGGCCUGGCGGUUGAAUGCGAUGGCCAAGCCGGCCAUGACGCAGUUUGCCAUGGACUGGGGACUGUGUAUGGGGGCGCUGGUUGUUGUCAUUCCGUCUGUGCUGGCUGUGACGCUGACCAGCGAAGUGCAGGAGGAAGUGAGACAGGCGAAGAACGAUGAUGAAUGA
This is a messenger RNA of Aspergillus udagawae, 1395 nucleotides long. RefSeq names its product putative MFS transporter. Gene Ontology annotation, biological process: transmembrane transport. Gene Ontology annotation, molecular function: transmembrane transporter activity. The record is from RefSeq and is a predicted model, not a curated record. NCBI's taxonomy places the organism in Eukaryota, Fungi, Ascomycota, Eurotiomycetes, Eurotiales, Aspergillaceae. The transcript has 3 exons. Bases 1 to 1395 code for a protein of 464 amino acids.